AUGGAUCAAGUCAUAUCCACGAUGACAGCGAAUAUUUCUUCGUUUCUCCAAGCUCAUAAAACAAGCAUACUUGGCGCAGCUGCUAUCGGAAGUUUAGCACUCGGUUUAGGUGUAUACAAGCUCAGAGCGCGGACGGGUAAAGUUAAUCCACGCGUGCACGAUCCAGCUAUCAAAGAUGGCUACAUCCCACUAGCAGAUUAUCCUGAUAUGCGCCAGUAUAACAACCUGAUGGCAAAGCAUCUGACGCCAAGGCUGUACGCAAAACUUCGAAACAGGAAGACCGCCACUGGCUUUACUUUGGACAAGGCAAUUCAAACUGGAGUAGACAACCCUGGACAUCCUUUUAUACUAACAGUAGGCGCUGUAGCAGGAGAUGAGGAGUCUUACGAAACUCUUGCUGAACUUUUCGAUCCGAUUAUCGAGGAGCGCCAUAAUGGCUACAAGAAAACGGAUUUGCACAGAACAGAUCUAGACUCGUCCAAGAUUCGCGGAGGAAAGUUUGAUGGGAACUAUGUGUUGUCUUCUCGCGUGCGUACUGGAAGAUCGAUACGUAGAUUUAGUCUGCCUCCUCACUGCUCCCGCGCUGAAAGAAGAAAGGUUGAAAAAAUUGUUACCCGUGCAUUGGCGGGACUAACAGGUAUGAUGUUAAACCCGUUAAACCCAGGGAUGGGAGGAAUUUUAAAAUAAUGCCAUUAGUCUAUAACUAUAGUCUUUCAGAGAACAAUUAAUACAAGAAGCGUCCCGCAGGAGACCAAAGGUUGUCUGCCAUCUACCAGAAAGUCAUCAGAGAUUGAUUUAAAACAUCUCUUUAUCAUAUACGUUUUUGAAUAUACUCAAUAGACGCUUUCACUUUUUCUUAAUUUGAAUUUUAACAAGAAACAGUUAGCGAAAAAAUCCCGCCGACGUUGCUGGAAAGAGCAAGUUAAAAAUUGGUAAACUUGUUGAGAGUUAUUGGCGGUCAGAAACUAGCGAAAAUAGAAAAUCAAGCAUUCUGUGGCCCCGCAAAUUCGCGAAAUGUUAAAGACGUCUCUUGCAUAAUUAUGUUAGUACGAUAGGUAAUUUUAAUAGGGCAUUUGCAUUAGAACACGAUCAUGAACCAGUAAAAUUGUAUAGGACGACAACUGUACUAGAAAAAAAAAUAUUGUGAUAAUUUUUUUUUUACCUGGCAUGGUGACUUUUGCCCAAAUGGCAAUUUUUUAUCUUUUGCGCCUGAAAUUUUCCUCACUAAGUCGAGAAUUUCCAUUUUUUCUUUUAUUCCCUGUUUUUCUGUGUUUAGUUGGUCAAUUCGUAAAAAAGUUUUUUAACUCCCCUGAUCAGUCAAGUUUGCAGAUUCGUGGAUUUUCAUCGCGGUUUCGCGUUUUUCUGUGAUUUAUUUGCGGUCUUUAAUAGGCACCAAUUGUCCCCUCUUCCACGUACAGCCGAAAUUCCGCUGCAGGAGUGAUGCGGCCGUGCGCAUGCGCAAGGUACUGGCCUUACCGUGGAGUUUGGUAGUGUGCGCUUCCUUGCUAAAUAUUGGUUAAGAUAGGUAGUAAUAAUAAUCAUCUUUAUUGAGGAAACUUUUUCAUAAAAGAUAUGGUUUUCAAAAAGGACCUCAAAACUAGAUAUAUAUUAUAAAAACAAAAAAAGCUAUAAAAUUGCAAAGGGAUUAAAAAGAUACAAAAAAAUGCAUAGAAAAAUUAAAAAUAAGUAUAAGUAAAAAUUAAACGUAAGUAGCUACAUUAAAAACUUAAAAACAUUACGUUUAAAACUAUUUACAUUCCUUGAGUCUUUGAUCGUCUGACUGAGGAAGUUAAAAUCGGAAACGGCAUGAUAUUGUGUUCUUUGCUUCCCCCAAUUUCUUUUGACACGUGGUAAUCUAAAAUUGCCUUUGUUACGUGUAUUAUGCCUAUGAUGUACGUCUUGUCUAAUCAAGCCCAUAUAGUGAUUAAUUAGGCCAUUGAUGCAUUUGUAUACGUGUACACACCUUCUUUGAAAUCGCCUUUUCUCUAGAGGCAGCCACUUGAGAACGGCUAAUGCCUCAGUGGAGGAUGAGUACAAUGGUCUAUUUAAAAUAACUUUAGCGGCCUUAUUUUGCAAAACUUGCAAACUAGACAUAAGGGUAAUAUUAUGUUUAUCGCCCCAUACUAGAUCAGCAUAUUCAAAAAGGGGCAUAACAAGACUUUCAUAGAAAAGUAGACGCGCCCUGAAAGGCAAUAAAUGCUUUAUACGCUUGAGAAGCCCAAGCCUCUGACUGAUUUUCCCAGUUAGGUGAUCAAUAUGAUCAGUCCAUGUGAAAUCCGAAGAUAUAUGUAUACCGAGGUAUUUAAAGCUGCGAACAUUACUUAUACUAUGAUCUAAAAUUGAAACAGUCAAAUCUACUUUGCUUUCGCGUUUCCUAUUACUACCGAUAAGCAUGCAUUUAGUUUUCUCCAAAUUUAAAGUCAGUUUGUGAUCAUGAAGCCAUUUCGCCACACCCAGUAGAUCGUUAUUUAACUUAUCACUCAACUCCUUUGAGGAUGUACCAUAGCAAUAAAUUACAGUGUUGUCUGCAUAAAGUGACGCGUAGCAGGAGUUAAGCACAUUUGACAAGUUAUUUAUGUAAAUCACAAACAACAGAGGCCCUAGAAUGCUACCCUGUGGCACCCCAUGCGUGACUGAAAGUUCCUCAAAUAACUCAUUUCCACGUGAUGUGCGCUGUUGUCUACCAGUUAAGUAAGAACGGAACCAAUGAAGAGCUGUUUCAGAAAGGCCGAUCUCGGAUAGCUUGCAUAACAUUAUUUGAUGGUCUACCGUGUCAAAUGCCUUGGUUAGAUCGAUGAACACGGCCCCGCAAAGCUUUCCUUGUUCCACGUUUAAGAGCACUUCAUCAGCAAAUGAGGUCAAAGCUGUUGUAGUUGAGAAACCCUUCCGGAAACCAAACUGCUUGUUGGACAAUAAAUUAUUGGUAAUCAAGUACUGAUACAACUGCAAGUGUACCGCUCUCUCCAAAAUCUUGCUUAGUGUAGGGAGGAUUGAGAUGGGGCGGUAGUUGGAAACGUUGAAACAUAGGCGGUAGUUGGAAACGUUGAAACGUUGGUUUAAAUAAGUAAUACUAUGCAGUAACAAACUAUUUAAAUUUUUUGACAAAACGUUUAGGUGAUCUGUCGGGUCGAUACUAUCCACUCAGUGCAAUGACCGCAGAAGAACAACAGCAGUUGAUCGACGACCAUUUCCUGUUUGACAAACCAGUCUCCCCUCUUCUCACGUGCGCGGGCAUGGCACGUGACUGGCCUGACGCGCGCGGAAUCUGGCACAACAAUGACAAGAACUUCCUUGUUUGGAUAAACGAGGAGGAUCACACGCGCGUCAUCUCGAUGGAGAAAGGAGGAGACAUGCGCUCGGUGUUUGAUCGCUUUUGUCGUGGACUCAAUGAGGUUGAACGACUCAUCAAGCGCCAGGGGCAUGAGUUUAUGUGGAAUGAACAUUUGGGGUACAUUUUAACUUGCCCCUCUAACCUCGGAACAGGACUCCGGGCCGGAGUGCAUGUGAAACUACCACUUCUAUCGAAGGUAUUUACGAUAAUCAUCAACUUGCGUAUAUAAGUCAACUUUUUAACUGUGAAUACUGCAAUCUAACUAAGAACGAGAGAGAGAUCUAAGACUAGGUCGUCUUUAUUGACAGAUAAAGCGUACAAUGCUAUCUUGUACCCAGAUCUCAAACAUGAUUACUGGCCUGAUAUACCUGGGUGUUUACUCCAAUCGCUUCGCGCAACGGAUUAUGGAAACACCACCAUUCUAUUCUUGCUUCCGUUGGAUUGAAACAUACUGCUGUGCAAUGCCCUCAGCUCCUUGUCUAUGUUGACGACAUCUGAUCAUAGAAAGGACUACCUUUUCCUUUCCUCUUGAUAGCUACAGUUCCUUUCAUUACAUUUCUUCAUGAUCACGCAUGUACCAGAAACGUCAAAAAUAUUGAUCAGCUCUUGCAAGAAGUGUAAUCUCUCCUUUUUUUGUUCAGAAUCCACACUUUGAUGAGAUUCUCGAAAAGUUGCGACUACAGAAACGUGGGACAGGUUCGUUUUCUUAUUAUUGUAUCUGACUUAUUUGUUGCAAUCUCUAACGAAAAACGAGCAUGUAUACACAGUAAUUUUUAGGGAGUUAUUAUAACUCCAAAAAUGAAGUAAAAAUUUUAGGUACAUGAUAACCCCUUUUUGGGGGUUACUUUAACUCCUCAACUCCAAAUCUGGGUUUUUUUUUACUCCUGAAAAAGAGUUCUUUAAACUGCUUUUUGGAGUUAAAAUAACUGCGAAAAAAAUAACUCCACUGUAAGGGAGUUAAAUGAACCAUACUAGAGGAGUUACCAAAACUCCUUGAAAAUUACUGUGUAGUAUUAACAGGUUGAAAGGAUUUUCGCCUGUCGCGCCAACAAUAGUCAAUAAAAACAAAGGCUUUCUCCUCUUGAGACUAGCGUGCAGAACAGCAUGAGAACAGGCGUUAUUUAUUUAUUUAGCAUUUUUUUGCGUUCUUCAUGCUAGGGAGGGCAAGCGCAAGGUGGGCAUGUCUAGCAUUCUACUCCCACCUCGCCCUUGUAGUCGUUGUAAAAAUGCAGAAAAAAACCUAAGCCUGUUCUGAGGGCUUCUUGAAACAGAAAGUCUGAACUGUGUAAUCAGUAGUUAUUCCGUAACUAUAUCCAAAAACUCACGUACUAUCCCAAAAGAAAAAGGAUGAUCUUUGAUAUCGAAACUCCCCAACUUUCUCCAUCCAACCCUCCCAUGGAUGAGGUAAAGGUUGAACAAUGUUGCAAAAAUGAAAACAUUAUCGCCUGUUUCAGCAUCGCAUUCUUGUUCGCAUCUGAUCUAACAAAAGUACCUUUCUCACUUGAUAUGAAAUUCAGGUGGUGUUGACACUGCAGCCGAAGGAGGCGUUUUUGACAUUUCAAAUUUGGACAGACUUGGAUUCUCCGAAGUAGAGCUGGUCCAGAAAGUCAUCGACGGCGUCAAUCUUCUCAUCAUAAUGGAAAAGAGACUGGAAAACAACAGACCUAUGAACGAUCUCCUUCCUGGACAGACUAUUUCAUGACCAGACACGUACUGGAUAGUACAAAAGCGAUUAAACGGACAUGAAAAAGAAAGAAUAACAUUGCAGUUUUUCGUGGCAGUUUUUGCUGCUUUACGAGGGCAGAUAACUGUAUUUUAUUACUAUGUGAUGCCGACGUAACGUGUGUAGGUCACAAAUUC
This is a messenger RNA of Porites lobata, 5191 nucleotides long. The record is from the annotation of a GenBank genome assembly. NCBI's taxonomy places the organism in Eukaryota, Metazoa, Cnidaria, Anthozoa, Scleractinia, Poritidae.